ACCAAAAGAUAUUAUUUAUUCACUAUAUAAUUAGAAACAACCAGAACAUUUCUAAUCCAAAUUUUUUGUGUAACGGAAAAGACUAAUAACCGUUAAACAAAGGUGUGUUUGCAUGGGCUGCUCUCUGUCGAAGAAGAAGAAGAAUGCAAAACGACCACCAGGAUAUGAGGAGCCUGACCUUCUUGCCUCUGUUACGCCAUUUACUGUAGAAGAAGUGGAGGCUUUGUAUGAACUGUUCAAGAAGCUAAGCAACUCAAUUAUCGUCGAUGAUCUUAUUCAUAAGGAAGAAUUUCAGCUGGCUUUAUUCAGAAAUAGAAACCGGAAGAACCUUUUUGCUGAUCGGAUAUUUGAUGUAUUUGAUGUGAAGCGAAAUGGAGUGAUCGAGUUUGGAGAAUUUGUCCGGUCCUUAGGCGUCUUCCAUCCAAAUGCACCUGUCCAUGAAAAAAUCAAAUUUGCUUUUAAAUUGUAUGAUUUAAGACAAACUGGAUUCAUCGAGCGAGAAGAAUUGAAAGAGAUGGUCAUUGCGCUUCUUCACGAAUCUGAACUUGUUCUUUCGGAAGAUUUGAUCGAAUUGAUGGUGGAUAAGGCAUUUAUGGAAGCAGAUCGCAAGAAGGAUGGGAAAAUUGAUAUAGAUGAAUGGAAAGAUUUUGUGUCCAUGAAUCCGUCACUCAUCAAGAAUAUGACUUUGCCAUAUCUAAAGGACAUAAAAGGUACGUUUCCAAGUUUCGUUUCAUCUUGUGAAGACGAAGAAUUGGAGUUGCAAAACCUAUAUUUCUAAGUGAAUUCCAUGCAGAUUGCGGAUAAAGAAAGAUAAAAAGACCUAGCUUCUUGAUUUCUUCGUCUUUUUAUACUUUGUCAAAUUUUGUACAAAAUUGUAAAGAGGAUUAUAAGCUAGGAUUUGAAAUUGGAUGUAAUAAACCAAUCCUGUUAAGGAUGUAAUCUUGUCUUGUGUAUAUAUUUGCAUACUUUGCUAACUUAAAUACUUUUAUGUAGAAGAUUCCUGCUGAAGUGGGACGGCUUGAUAUCAUCUCCAUAUCUCGAUGGCAAUGACACCUACUAAAUGAACAUAAAUUAAACUAAAUCCUCUCAACAAGUUGAGGAUGACUAGAUGUUUCUCUCUAUCGUUUUUCUUUGUUUGGCUUUACAAAGAAGGACAUCAGUGUGUCUGCAAGUUCAUGGAGCACCGUGGUGAAGUUGGACGAGAUCGUUUCAUGUCUUUGUGAACACUCUUCAGAAUAAAUCUGGAUUUGAGUAUUCAUCUUCAUCUUUGACAACUAGAUGUAAAACUCAUCCUCACCCUAAGCCGUGUCCAGUACACAAAUCAAACUCACAGCUUGUAAAACACAAGCUCGGACCUCUUGAGGCUGG
Messenger RNA from Eruca vesicaria subsp. sativa (arugula), 1368 nucleotides. Lineage: Eukaryota; Viridiplantae; Streptophyta; Magnoliopsida; Brassicales; Brassicaceae. The record is from the annotation of a GenBank genome assembly.